Messenger RNA from Balaenoptera acutorostrata (minke whale), 2593 nucleotides. It is a transcript of the gene CCDC126, whose product is annotated as coiled-coil domain containing 126. Lineage: Eukaryota; Metazoa; Chordata; Mammalia; Artiodactyla; Balaenopteridae. The record is from RefSeq and is a predicted model, not a curated record. The coding region runs from base 534 to 956 and encodes 140 amino acids. The transcript is spliced from 4 exons.
GAAGUGGGGGAAGGGCCGGGCCAGGAGGCGGAGCGGAAGCGGAGUGCUAGGGACGAGAGGAGUAAAAUCUCCACCAGCUGGAAGCCAACCUUAUCCCUGAUUCCCAGCCCUGGCCUUUCUCCAUCCCGACCUGGAGGCUGUUUCGCAGGCGCAGGAGGCUGCUGACGCCCGCUAAUCGGCUUUCGCUGCGCCGCCCCGGCUUGGAAGCCCGUUGGCGUCGGCGACGGUGACGAGAAGCCCACAAACAAGGACUGGGUAAUUCUUCAGUGACUACUACCAAUGCGGUAUUUCAUGUUGUCCAGAAAUUCUGCGAAGAAAUUUUUUUCAAGACUGCAGCCUGACUGCUACUGACUGAAUGAGAGGAUGUAAGGAAACAUAUCUGAGUUAAUUGAGAGUUGGAGGCAACCUUGCUGAAGAUGAAGAAUAUACAUUAGAGGAGGAGAUUUUUUUCUUUCUUCUUUCAAAAGUCUUGAUUGUUUGGUGGCUUGCCUCUAGUUACCAUUUUUCAGUUGAGUCUGUUUGCUUCAUCAGAAAUGAUUUUUACAAUCUCAAGAAAAAAUAUGUCCCAGAAAUUGAGUUUACUGUUGCUUGUAUUUGGACUCAUUUGGGGAUUGAUGUUACUGCACUAUACUUUUCAACAACCAAGACAUCAAAGCAGUGUCAAGUUACGUGAACAAAUACUAGAUUUAAGCAAAAGAUACGUUAAAGCUCUAGCAGAGGAAAAUAAGAACACAGUGGAUGUCGAGAAUGGCGCUUCUAUGGCAGGAUAUGCUGAUCUAAAAAGAACAAUUGCUGUCCUUUUGGAUGACAUUUUACAACGUUUGGUAAAGCUGGAGAACAAAGUCGACUAUAUUGUUGUGAACGGCUCAGCAACCAACACUACCAAUGGUACUAGUGGGAAUCUGGUGCCAGUGACGACAAAUAAAAGGAUAAAUGCAUCAGGCAGCAUUAGAUAGCAGUUGAAGAUCAGCUUGUGCUGCUACGUUCACCGUGGAUUAUAUCCUAUGGCAGAAAAGCUUUUAUAUCGCUGGCUAGCAUAGAGUAAUACUUUACAAUAAAACCUCUACGCAUUUUCAAGGAAUAUGCUGGAUUCAUGGAACUCUAAUUCUGUAUAUAAAUUUUAAAAGUUAUUAGUUUGCUUUCAGGCACAACUCUUCAACGCUGUACUAUAUCCUUAAAGGGAAUUUGGUAACAUGGUUGAUGUAGUAAGCAGGUAGGUGAUCUUUGUAUAAAUCUUUGUGUUUGAGAUCAAGUUGAAACAAAAACACUGAAAGACAUGGAUUCAUUUCUAUAAAAUAUUUAUUUAAAUAUAUAACAUGUUUUUCAGACAAGUGAAGAAUAUUGUUACUGAAUCAUUCUGUCGUUUGUUAUCAGUAGAUGUGACUGUUUGACUAAUACUAUUAGAAAAUGUGCUUACUUCCAGUACUUACUAUAUUUUGUUAUUCAGAUUAUGAGCAGAGAGAAAGGAAGUAUAAUGUUGAAAAUAAUGUUUUGAAAUCAUGACCCAAAGAAUGUCUUCAUUUGCACUAUCCCUUCAGAAUAACUGGAGGUUAAUUAUUGUAUAUUUUUAAAAAUUACGUUUAUAAGAGUAUAAUCUUGAAAUGGGUAGUAGCCACUGUUCGUAACCUAUUCUAAACAUUGGGACAGUUAAAUAACAUUAAAAUAGUAAUCUCUAAUCUCAUACGUAACAUUUUCUUAUAUACUUAUGUUCUGAAGAAUAAAAGAUUUUUAUGAUGAGAUUAAAAAUAAGUAUUAAUUCAUGAUUUUCAUGUACAAGAAUGUUAAUUUAAAAGUGUAACCCUUUGAUUAUGUUGUCAAGAAAGCACAUUAUUUCCAUAUUUUGGUAAUUUUUGCUUAUAUUAUAUUGGCAAGGGAGAGAGAAACUGAGAUAUUUGUGAGACUGGGACUCUUAAGGACUUUAGCCAGAUGUACAUAAUAAAAGUAUUUGUGUUGCAUUAAAUUGCUUGGAAAAUGGUAACAUUAUAGUACGUAGAAUAUCCUGCUUUAUGAAAUUUUGGAUUUGUAUAAUAGAUACGUUAGAUAUUCAUUUUAUAUAAUGAACACUUAAAAAUAAUUAAGAAUGUUUAAAAUAUAAUUUAAAUUAUGAAGAUGGACUAUCUUUUCAGGAAAACAGCUAUUCUGUAUAGCACAAGAGAUCUUAAUCUUGGGUAAUUCUACUAUAGAGCAAAGUACACCUUUAUUUAAAUUUACCUUGUAGCAAAUUUAAUUGCCAUAUGGUGCCCUAUGUUUCAUAGUAUUUAUUCUCUAUAACAACUGCUUAAGUGCAGCUAGCUUCUAGAUUUAGACUGUAUUGAAUUUAGUUUUAGAUAUUGUAUUGUUCAUUAUUACAAUGUACUACCAGACAUAGUAGCAAUAAUUAUAAUGUUUUAUUAAAGUAAGUAUGAGAAAAUAUUUCAUGAAAGGUAUCUUUCCAGACUCUUCCCUGUACCCUACCUUUAUGUGAAGAAAUUAUUUAUAUACCAUUUCCAGGUAAAGUUUGGAAUAAUUGUUCAGUCUCUCAUUAGAUGUUGACAUUUUUGUUUUUUGUUUUUGUUUUCAGGGAUGAAAUAAAAUGUAUUAUUUGUACUUUAAA